Pisolithus orientalis is the source of this 523-nucleotide messenger RNA. RefSeq lists its product as uncharacterized. Gene Ontology annotation, cellular component: mitochondrion; nucleus. The coding region runs from base 43 to 489 and encodes 148 amino acids. The record is from RefSeq and is a predicted model, not a curated record. Lineage: Eukaryota; Fungi; Basidiomycota; Agaricomycetes; Boletales; Pisolithaceae. Gene Ontology annotation, biological process: mitochondrion organization. The transcript is spliced from 2 exons.
CAAAAAAUUCCCUGUAGUUCCAUUCACGAAAGGCUACACAUCAUGCCCCGUUCCUCUCGCUCUCGCCCUGCACCUGCUGCCAAACCAGCACCGGCACCUCAGCAGACUCGCGGCGCACACACCGCCGCGAUGCCUGCUUCGGCUGCAAACCACGGCAACCCUGCGCACGCACCCGCCCCACACGCUACCGCUGCUGCCCCGCAGGCACAGCAACCGGGCCUGUUUUCCCAAAUGGCUGCCACGGCCGGUGGUGUAGCUCUUGGCUCUACGAUCGGCCACGGUCUUUCGUCAAUGCUCUUCGGCGGCUCUGGUUCACAGGCUGCAGCUGCCCCUGCAGAGCAACCUGCACCGGUUCAGCAACAGACUUACAACAGGGGAGUCUCGUGCGAAAUGCAAGCAAAGGAGUUCACGCAAUGUUUGGAGAAGGCAGACCUACAGAGUUGCUCGUGGUAUCUCGAGCAGCUCAAAGCUGUGAGUUGGCUAUUGUAGAGCUAUUGACAGCAGAGUGCUUACGAAGUACGGA